Molecule: messenger RNA, 1798 nt
Organism: Danio aesculapii
Lineage: Eukaryota; Metazoa; Chordata; Actinopteri; Cypriniformes; Danionidae
Product: glutathione hydrolase 1 proenzyme
Exons: 12
Coding region: 167-1711 (514 amino acids)
Biological process (GO): peptide modification; regulation of inflammatory response; glutathione catabolic process
Cellular component (GO): plasma membrane
Molecular function (GO): glutathione gamma-glutamate hydrolase
Source: RefSeq, a predicted model, not a curated record
UACACCCUAUGUGACACCCAUUAAAAAAUGCUACGAUAAAGCAGCAGUGGCAGCAGAUGCAGAAAUUUGCUCAGAUAUUGGAAGGGACAUUCUGGAACGCAACGGUUCAGCAGUGGAUGCUGCUAUCGCUGCUCUGCUCUGUGUGAGUGUGAUUAACCCACAGAAUAUGGGCAUCGGCGGAGGAGGUGUGUUCACCAUAUACAAUGCAUCAAAAGGAACAGUGGAGACAAUUAAUGCUCGAGAGACUGCCCCAAUGAGUGCUACAGCAGACAUGUUUGACAAUGAGCUCCAAAAAACAAAACCAGGAUUAUUAAUAGCUGUACCAGGAGAACUGCGUGGUUAUAAAAUGGCACAUGAAAGGUAUGGGAAACUGCCAUGGAAAGUGCUGUUUGAACCCAGUAUAAAGCUGGCAUCAGAGGGGUUUAAGAUUGGCAAAGCCCUGGCCAAUACCAUCAAAAAGGAAGAAAAGAAAAUUCGGAACAAUAUAGCAUUGCGAGAAGUGUUUUGCGACUCAGACAAUAAGCCCUUGAAGGAAAACAAUAUUACCAGAUUUCCAAAACUAGCUGAAACCUACAGGAUAAUAGCAGAGGAAGGACCAGAUGCAUUUUACAAUGGGUCACUGACUCAGAGUAUAGUGUAUGAAAUCAAAGCUGCCGGAGGAAAUAUCACACGUGAAGACCUUAAGGGUUAUAAGCCUGAUCUGCAAAAGUAUGCAUUGAACUUUACAGUGGGGAAAUACAUAUUUCAUGCUCCAGCUGCUCCAUUCGGUGGACCUGUGCUCGCUCUGAUAAUGAAAACACUCCUGGGCAAGGGUACAGCAGAUUCUUCAGGUUUCAACCUCUCAAACAAAAGUGUGUCCACAACAGGGAAUAAGACUUUGACCUAUCAUCGCAUCAUAGAGGCUUUCCGCUUUGCUAAUGCUCAGAAGGCAAAACUGGCAGACCCGCUUUAUGAAAACAUCACUGAGCAUGUAAAAAACAUGACCUCAGACAGCUUUGCGGACCUCAUCAGGAGUAAGAUUAAAGAUGACAUCAAACAAACCAGCUAUGAUGACCAGGUCAUUAAAAUUGUACCUGAUGACCACGGUACAUCUCAUCUGUCUGUCAUUGCUAAAGACGGCAGUGCAGUGGCGGUGACCAGCAGCAUUAAUGACUAUUUUGGCUCUGGUGUGAUGUCAUGGUUAACGGGCAUUAUAUUUAAUGACCAGAUGUCGGAUUACAUUGGUUCUGAGAUGAAAAAUGGACCUAACAAAAUUAAACCAGGUAAAAGGCCACUUUCAUCAAUGUGUCCCACAAUAAUACUAGACAAAGACAGCAAAAAAGUCCGAAUGGUGGUUGGAGGAGCAGGAGGGACCAAUAUCACCACAUCUGUUGCUCAGGUGAUCCUGGACCACCUGUACUUUGACUAUAGCCUGCUGGGGGCUGUUGCAGAACCCAGAGCUCAGGUCCCACAAAAUGUGACAAAUGUGGAGGAGGGAUUUGAUUCGACAGUAAUUGAUGGCCUGAAGAAGAAGAAUCAUCAAAUUCUUCAGAAUACUGAAUUAACAAUGGUUCAAGUGGUUGGACAGGAAGGGGAUCAAGUCUGUGCUGUAUCUGACACCAGGAAUGCUGUAUACUACAGGCUAAACACUGCUUCUGUGAAAGGGCUGUCCAGUGACAGCUACAUAAUUAUUUGUUUGGGUGUUUUGUGGAUGCUAUUAAACGGGGCUUAAAAUUUACAUUUGCCAAACACUAAUGAGCUGGUUAGACACAAAAUUAUUUUUGUCUAAUUACUAACUCUGACAUUAUGUAAAUCACAU